AUGGCUACAGGGGAGCAGGAGCGGCGACGGCAGCGACAGCAGAGGGCUCAGCAGCAAGAGCUGCUCCUGGCAGAGAGCCUUGGCAAGCACCCCCUGCAGAACAGGUGGGCAUUGUGGUUCUUCAAGAACGACAAGAGCAAGAUGUGGCAGGCAAACCUGCGCCUUGUCACCAAGUUCAGCACUGUGGAGGACUUCUGGGCGUUGUACAGCCACAUCCAGCUUGCCAGCAAGCUCACAUCUGGCUGUGACUACUCCCUCUUCAAGGACGGCAUCGAGCCUAUGUGGGAGGACAGCCAGAACAAGCGUGGCGGGCGCUGGCUUAUCACCUUGGCCAAGCAGCAGCGGCACACUGAGCUGGACCGCUUCUGGCUGGAGACGGUGAGUACAGCCCCAUUCAGGCUGGCCCACAGGGGUCCCAGCAGUGGCAUUCCCCCCCGCCACAGUGCCCAGCCUCAGCAGAGACUGUCCUGGCUCCCCUUCUCCUCUGGGCAGCUGCUGUGCCUCAUCGGGGAGAUGUUUGAUGACUAUAGCGACGAGGUGUGCGGGGCUGUUAUCAACAUCCGUGCCAAGGGGGACAAGAUUGCCAUCUGGACCCGGGAAGCGGAGAACCGGGAAGGGGUCACCCACAUCGGGCGCGUCUACAAGGAGCACCUGGGCCUGUCGCAGAAGGUGGCCAUUGGGUACCAGGCCCACGCGGACACAGCCACCAAGAGUGGUUCCCUCACCAAGACCAAGUUUGUGGUGUGACUGUGGGGGGAGCAGGGCA
Grus americana (Whooping crane) is the source of this 766-nucleotide messenger RNA. It is a transcript of the gene EIF4E1B, whose product is annotated as eukaryotic translation initiation factor 4E family member 1B. The record is from RefSeq and is a predicted model, not a curated record. Gene Ontology annotation, molecular function: RNA 7-methylguanosine cap binding; translation initiation factor activity. The transcript is spliced from 6 exons. Gene Ontology annotation, biological process: translational initiation. Gene Ontology annotation, cellular component: eukaryotic translation initiation factor 4F complex; cytoplasm. NCBI's taxonomy places the organism in Eukaryota, Metazoa, Chordata, Aves, Gruiformes, Gruidae. The coding region runs from base 1 to 747 and encodes 248 amino acids.